This is a messenger RNA of Oncorhynchus nerka (sockeye salmon), 2442 nucleotides long. RefSeq names its product protein Dok-7-like. The record is from RefSeq and is a predicted model, not a curated record. Gene Ontology annotation, molecular function: protein kinase binding. Gene Ontology annotation, biological process: neuromuscular junction development; positive regulation of protein tyrosine kinase activity. Bases 28 to 2442 code for a protein of 804 amino acids. The transcript has 12 exons. NCBI's taxonomy places the organism in Eukaryota, Metazoa, Chordata, Actinopteri, Salmoniformes, Salmonidae.
GUCAGCUGUUCUGAGCUAUGUCAGAAGAUGCCGGAUACAGUUGUAGUGGAAGGACAAGUUAAAUUCAGAGAUGGGAAAAAGUGGAAGACUCGUUGGGUCGCGUUGCGGAAGCCGUCCCCAGUCGCAGACUGCCUCUCUCUCCUGGUCUACCGGGAUAAGUCCGAUAAGGUCAGGGGUCGUCGUGAGCGGCUGCAGAUGACCUUGGAGGGGAUCUGUGGAGUGGAGCCGGGGUUAGGGUACGACGGGGUGGCCUACACCCUCACCAUCCUCUGUCUGGGACACACAGUGGGACUGGGCUUCGACAGCAGAGAGGGGCUGACGGCAUGGGACGCUAGGCUGAGAUACAGUCUGGGAGAAGUCCACAGGUUCAGUGUAGGCGUUCAGCCAGGAACUAAGCUAGAGAGUGGUCCCGCCUCCCUGCACCUGUGCAACAACCUACUGGUCCUCACUAGGGACCUCCCCCCGGCCGUGAUUGGCCAGUGGAAGCUGUCAGACCUGCGUCGCUAUGGCGACGUGCCCAAUGGCUUUGUGUUUGAGGGCGGCACUAGAUGUGGAUACUGGGCUGGUGUGUUCUUCCUGUCCUGUUCAGAAGGAGAGCAGAUCAGUUUCCUGUUUGACUGUAUAGUCAGAGGCAUCUCUCCUAGUAGAACACCUAGUGGCCUCAGACCUAACCUACCAGAUCCCAGUGCUAGCCGGUCCUCCUCCUCAGAGAGGAUCAACCAUGAAACAUCGGAUCUAGAGAGAAGACUCAGCAUGCUGUCUCACCGCAGUAGACAGAGCAGUACAGCCUCCACCUCCAGUUACAGCACCUCCAUUGCCGGGGACGACCGCAGCAGUAUCUCUUCCUCUUCCUCCAGCCAAUCAGACGCCAGCUACGGAAGCCACUUCCCUUUAUGGCCAGGGCCAAAACGCCCCACUUCCUCAACCGAGACCCUGUCGGCCCCUCCCACUGCGAGGUCCUCGACCAAUCUGGACGAGGAUCUCUAUAACGCUGUCAUGAACCGCACUCCUUUCAAACCGCCUUCCCACCUUCACAGUCUCCACGACAGCGGGCGCCAAAGCUCGUUGGACAGCGGGAUAGGCGUCGCCACGGCCAGCAGCCAAUCGUCUUACUCUGGGAGCUUCUCUUCCUGUACGGGCAGCCUGGACACAGCCAGUCAAGGAGGAGGGGAGGAGUUUGGGUCUGUCCUUAGUCUACCUCCCCCUCUUCUCUCUCUGCCUCCUCUUUCUCUAUCUCCCCCUCCUCCCUCUCUACCUCCUCCUCCUCCACCCAGUCUACCUCCUCCACCUCCUCCUCUGUCCUUAAGGACCCCUGAGCCCGGCCCUCUCUCCCCCCCUACUCCCGGCUCCUGCCUCCCGUCUUGCUCCUCCUCCUCCAGGACUAGUGGUUGUAGCUCUGGCGCCCCCUGGUGUCAGAGUGAGGAGUACCAGGCACCCAGCCUUCUCAGACUACAGUAUGACAGCCCCAGGAACCUCCUGCACACCCUGGCCUUCAAGGAUCCUCCACCCCAGGGAGGAGCACCCGAACUGGGCAGGGACAGGCAGCUCGGUGGGGAUGGAGAUCAAGGACAGAUCCAGGGGCAUGAGUGUCCUUCCCUUCCUUCCAACCCCACUGAGGCCUCUCUCCAGUGGGUAGAGACCCCGAGGCAGGCCCCCGUAGAGAGGCACCUGUCCUGGAGCAGUGAGAGAGCGCCCCCUGUGGACAGUGGUGAUCGGUGCAGCAUCAUGUCCGCUCGGCUCACACCCAGACCUCUGCUGUUACCUGGCUGUCCAGUGUGUGGAGGAACCCAGAGUCAUCAUCCCUGUGUAGAUCACAACUACAUUACCCAUGAGCAAUGGUUCUCAGCUAGAAAGAGACAUGUUACGCAGACAAACAGCCCUUCACAUUCAGGGCUUUCCCCAACACCAGAUCCACCACCCCAGUGUAGAGAGGUGGUGCGGGGUGAGGCGGGCCUCUCUCACCCUCUAGAACCCUCCUAUUCACCCCCACCUCCCCACGGCACGAUGACGCCAAGCAGACAGACCUCAGUCUCUGGCGGGAGAUUCUUUAAGUUUCCUCCGGAUGCUUCUGCCAUGAUGAUGUCAUCAGUCCUGGACAGGCGUCACCACACCGACCCCAGUGUGAACUACGUCAACAUCCCCGUUAGCCCUGCGGCUAAAGCUAACAGAGCUGGCAGAGAGCUGCUGUACAUGGAGCUGGAUCUACAGCCAGAGCCCUACGGUGGUCCAGUUUCCACCAACAUCACUGCAGCGAGGGGUAACCCUGUGCAGCUGCGCAGACCCAUUUGGCUGGCUGACUGGUUUGGCUGGCUGGCUGGCAGGUUGAUUGGCUGGCUGGCUGGCAGGUUGAUUGGCUGGCUGGCAGGUUGGCUGGCAGGUUGGCUGGCAGGUUUGGCUGGCAGGUUGGCUGGCUGGCAGGUUGGCUGGUCUGCUGUCCCUUAG